Messenger RNA from Aphidius gifuensis, 814 nucleotides. RefSeq lists its product as uncharacterized. The coding region runs from base 191 to 718 and encodes 175 amino acids. The transcript has 2 exons. The record is from RefSeq and is a predicted model, not a curated record. Lineage: Eukaryota; Metazoa; Arthropoda; Insecta; Hymenoptera; Braconidae.
UAGAAAAAAAUUUUUUUAUCAAUAAAAAUGACAUGAACAAUGAAAUCUAUUUUGAGUAAAAAGUCUUACUCCAUUCGUAAAGAAAAAAAAUCCAUCAUUCACUAACGACAAACAUAUCUAUAGUAAAUAUAAUUGUGUAUCAUUGUAGCAUCGUAAUAUUAUUGAUAGAAAAUUAAUUAUAAAUAAUAAAAUGGGAAUGAGUGAAAUAACAACUUGGGUUUUAGUAAGACGUUACGAUAAACUUGAUAAUGAAAAUGGACAAUUACAAUCAUGUCUACAAAAAUUAACUCUAACAUCUGGUAUUGGAAGUGAUGAAUUGAAAAAUUUAAUAUUUCGAUUAAUUGAUAUUCCAGAUGAUGGUAAUAGAGUAUUAAAAAUUCGUAGAUAUGAUAAUAAUCUUAUUCCUCAAUCAACACUUUUAAAUGGAUCAACAAAUGAAAAACCUUUUAUUAUUGAUGUUGUACAAGUACAUCAAUAUUGUCCAGUUGAAAGACGACAAAUACUACCAGGAUAUAUUGAUGCACUUAGAGAAACAUUUUAUAGUAUUGAAAAACGUGUUAUGAUUGCUGAAAAAACAUUGCCAAAUUUAAAUGAUACACAAAGACAAGCUGUUGAAGAUACAAUAUCACAAUUAUCAAAUUGUGUAAGUUUUUUAGAUAGAAGACUUGAUGAAUUAUCACCUCCAGCUUGGAUUAAUCAAGUCAAUUCAGUUGUAUAAAAUUAAAUACAAUUUAGAAAAAAUUAAAUUAAGGAUAAAGGUAAAUUUUAAUCAAGUAAAUAAAAUUAAAUUCAACUAUAAAAUCAUUUAAAAGAC